AUGGUCGUUGCUCCUCAAAAUGCCCGAGAGUUGAUAUCAAGCACGUCAUCCAGCUCUUGCAGGGUACUUCCUGGCGAUGCGCAAUGGCCCAAGGUGCAAGAAUGGGACACCCUUAACAAGACCAUCAACGGGCGUUUAAUCGCUUCCGUGCCACUCGCCAGCGUCUGCCACGAUGCGCCUUUCAACAAAUACAAUGCCGAAGCGUGCGCCGCGGUCCAGGCGACGUGGAACGAGACCAAAUUAUCCCACAUCAAUCAGCCGUCCGAGUUCUUGAGCAUGUACUUUAACAAUUACACAUGUGACCCCUUUACCCUAAAAUCGCAGCCUUGCGAACUUGGCAACUUCGUGAGCUACGUGGUCAAUGUUACCGAGGCUGCGGAUGUUCAGAAGGCCAUUUCCUUUGCCAAGAAGAAAAAUGUUCGACUUGUGAUCAAGAAUACUGGGCAUGACUAUCUCGGCAAGUCUACGGGCAAGGGUGGACUUUCGCUCUGGACACACAAUUUGAAGUCGACUGAGUACAUUCCAAAUUACAAUAAGUCUUACUACAACGGACCGGCCAUCAAGCUCGGAGCCGGCGUUGAAGGGUUCGAAGCUUACGCUGCUGCCAAUGCCGCAGGGCACAGCAUUGUGGGUGGCUCCUGCCCAACGGUCGGUAUCUCCGGAGGCUACAGUCAGGGCGGUGGACACUCGAUGCUUUCCAGCUUGUAUGGUCUCGCGGCGGACAAUGUAUUGGAGUGGGAGGUGGUGACCAUGGACGGGAAGCACUUGGUGGCCACCCCUGAGAAGAAUUCUGAUCUCUACUGGGCUAUGAGCGGUGGCGGCGGGGGUACCUACGCUGUUGCGCUAUCCAUGACCUCGCGACUGCAUCCUGACCAGUCCUUCGGUGGCGCCUCGGUCAUCUUCGACGACUCCAAGGUCGGCAACGAUAAAUUCUGGGAGGCCGUCACUGCUUUCCACGCCCUGCUCCCCAACUUCGUUGACGCCGGUAACUCGUACACUUACACGCUGACUAAUAACGUGUUCCUGUCGUGGGGCAUCACCAUGCCGGGCGUCACCGACCAGGCCCAGAUCGAACAGCUGUUGAAGCCCUUCCUCGACGACCUGACGAGCCGCGGCAUCGAGUAUCAAUAUAGCGCGCACGUCUCAAACAGCUACUACGAGCACUUCAGUUACUACCUAGGCCCCCUGCCCGAGGGUUUCGCUGACUACGCGCCGUUCACGGGCAGCCGCAUCCUGCCGCGCGCCUUAUUCGUCGACCCCAACAAGAUCGGCGGCGUCAUGCAGGCGAUCCGCAACACGACACUGGCCCAGGGAUACUCGCCGCUGGCGUGCCAGGCCCUCAACGUGUCUAAGCAACAGCACCAAAGCAACGCCGUGCUGCCCGCGUGGCGUGACGCCCUGGCCAUCUGCUUGUUUCCCGGUAAUUGGGACCCACAGGCCACACCCGCUCAGAUGGCUGCCCGUCAGGACUACGCAGCCAACGUGCUGCAGCCCAUGAUCGACGCAGCCACGCCCGGUGGCGGCGUCUACCUCAACGAGGCAAAUUGGAAGCAGCAGAACUGGCAGAAGGAGUUCUACGGCACCAACUACCAGAAGCUCCUGUCCGUCAAGAACAAGUAUGACCCUGAGGCCCUCUUGUACGCCCACACGGCUGUCGGCAGCGAGAAGUGGCAGGAAGAUGGCUCCAUGAGGCUGUGCCGCGCUUCUUAG
Truncatella angustata is the source of this 1710-nucleotide messenger RNA. RefSeq lists its product as uncharacterized. The record is from RefSeq and is a predicted model, not a curated record. Gene Ontology annotation, molecular function: oxidoreductase activity; FAD binding. Lineage: Eukaryota; Fungi; Ascomycota; Sordariomycetes; Amphisphaeriales; Sporocadaceae. Bases 1 to 1710 code for a protein of 569 amino acids. The transcript has 3 exons.